AUGAGCGAACUUGACCAACUAAGACAGGAGGCCGAGCAGCUCAAGACCCAAAUUCGGGAAGCCCGAAAAGCGGCCAAUGAUACGACACUCGCCAGCGUUGCCACGAAUCUGGAUCCCAUCGGUCGUAUUCAGAUGAGGACAAGACGCACACUUAGGGGACAUUUAGCCAAGAUUUAUGCUAUGCACUGGGCGUCAGACAGUCGGAAUUUAGUGUCUGCGUCACAGGACGGAAAACUGAUUGUUUGGGACUCGUACACGACGAACAAAGUUCACGCGAUCCCAUUGAGAUCAUCGUGGGUGAUGACAUGUGCCUACGCACCGUCUGGUUCAUUUGUGGCAUGUGGAGGUCUUGACAAUAUUUGCUCAAUUUAUUCAUUGAAAACGCGCGAAGGAAAUGUGCGGGUUUCGCGCGAGCUUCCCGGUCACACCGGCUACCUAUCAUGCUGCCGGUUCCUCGACGACAACCAGAUUGUGACCUCGUCUGGAGAUAUGACCUGCGCUUUGUGGGACAUUGAAACCGGCCAACAAUGCACUGCUUUCACUGGCCACACUGGAGAUGUAAUGUCGCUUUCCCUGUCGCCAGAUUUCCGCACGUUCAUCUCCGGUGCUUGCGAUGCCUCGGCUAAGCUUUGGGAUAUUCGUGAUGGUAUGUGCAAACAGACAUUCCCUGGACACGAAUCCGAUAUCAACGCAGUCGCUUUCUUCCCAUCUGGAAACGCAUUCGCCACCGGAUCCGAUGACGCCACUUGCCGUUUGUUCGACAUUCGAGCAGAUCAAGAGUUGGCAAUGUAUUCACACGACAACAUUAUCUGCGGAAUCACGAGUGUCGCAUUCUCGAAAUCGGGUCGUCUGUUGUUCGCCGGUUACGACGAUUUCAACUGCAAUGUUUGGGAUUCCAUGCGACAAGAAAGAGCCGGAGUGCUCGCCGGCCACGACAACCGCGUCUCGUGCCUGGGCGUAACCGAGGAUGGAAUGGCGGUGUGUACGGGAUCAUGGGAUUCGUUCCUGAAGAUUUGGAAUUAG
Molecule: messenger RNA, 1023 nt
Organism: Caenorhabditis bovis
Lineage: Eukaryota; Metazoa; Nematoda; Chromadorea; Rhabditida; Rhabditidae
Source: the annotation of a GenBank genome assembly